CUUGCAGAGAAAAUUUCAUUUCCAAAUAAUAACAAUAAACAGAGUCAUUAAAAUAUUAAAUAAUCAAUUGUAAUAAUUUAUAUUACUGGUUAAAACAUAAAUCGUUUUCAUUCUUUUCAGUCGAAGCAAACGCAGCGGACGAAUCAUAACUAGUUACCUACGUCUGAACUUUAUUGCGAGAAGUCAUCCGGUUGUCAAUUUUUUAUUAAAGAAUACCACAGCUGCUCAAGAAUUGCGUUCAUCUCAUUGAAUUUAACACGUUUUAAUUUAUAAACACUAACUCGCAGUAAACAAAAUUUACCAACAAUAUUAUGAGUGACGAUCCAAAAAAUAUGGCACUCGCCACAAAUUUAGAAGCGUUAAGCUUGGCAAAUCAUGAUUUUUCAUUUUCUUUGUACAAGGAAUUGGCCAAAACUGAAAAAGGAAAUAUUUUCUAUUCUCCUUUCAGUAUCCAUGUCAUCAUGUUUAUGGCUAGUAUUGGAGCAGCUUCAAAAACCUUUGACGAAAUGAUUGCCACUAUUCAUUUAAAUAAAACUACUCAUUCUCUGGAAGCUUAUAGGAAUUUAUUGGAAGACUUAAUAAGUGAAAAUGAUAAUCUGAAACUGGCGACUGGAAUGUUUGUUGAUACUGCUUUCAAUGUUAAAGAUAGUUUUGUGGAAAACUCCAAAAAAUACUUGAAAUCUUCCAUGGAAAAAUUGAAUUUCAAGAAAGACCCAGAACAACAGCGUCAAUAUUUAAAUAAUUGGGUCUUAAACAAAACCAAUAACAAAAUCAAAGAUUUAUUUCCCAAAGACUCCAUUAAUCAAGCCACUGCUUUAGUAUUGGCAAAUGCUGUACAUUUUAAAAGUGGGUGGGCACAUACAUUUAAUGAUGCAGAAGACGAUUCUUUUUAUCUGACUCCAAACAACAAAGUAACAGUCAAAAUGAUGACUUUAAGACAUGAUUUGCAAUACUACCAUGAUAAUGACCUAAAAUUUGCUGCUCUUGAAUUACCAUAUGAACAUCAUGCUUUCAAAAUGAUGAUUUUGUUGCCUGACGCUAAAGAUGGCUUGCAAGAGCUGGAGAAUAAUUUUUCAAAAAUUAACUUACAUGAUAUUUCAAAGAAAAUGACCCAAUAUCAUGUUACUGUCAAAUUACCUCGUUUCAAAUUAGAGCAUUCACUUCAAUUAGAAGAAGUCUUAUCAAAUCUUGGAUGUCCAACAAUGUUUACACGAGCGGCAAACUUUUCUAACAUUGUUGAAAGUGGUGAUCUAUUUGUGAGUAAGGUUCUGCAUAAAGCAUAUGUUGAUGUCAAUGAAAAAGGAACUGAGGCUGCAGCAGCUACAGGAAUGACUAUGCUUACCCGGUGUUUGAUGACCCCCAGAGCAUACGACGAAGUUGAAUUUUUCGCAAAUUGUCCAUACAUCUUCUUUAUAAUGGGCCAAAACAAUGAACUUUUAUUUUUUGGCCGAGUACAAAAUUUAUCUGAAAAUUAAAAAUCAAAUGUCCUAUUAAUAGUUAGUUACCCAUUUCAAUUUUAUCAGUACUUUCACACAUUUUUAUUAUUUCAUGGUUAGUUUAUUAUUGUUAGCCUUACGCACAUGUUAACCAUAUUCUCAAACAUAAAUGUUUGUUUGCUAACUAUUUUUAUCAUUGAAAACUAUUUUUAUAGUAAAAUAAUUUGUUAUUGCCAAUACUGAUAUAUUAUUUAUAUUAUUUAAAGAGUAUUGUUAUUUAUUUCACGUUUUACGUUUGAGUACAUUGCAGGUGAAUAUUUCAUUAUCUAUUUUUAAUACUAUAAUUUAAUUACAUAUAAUGGACAAUUGAAUAUUUCAGUUUUUAACCAUUUGAUCUGAACAAAAGUUAUAAAGAGUAUAAAAUAUUAUAAGCGUAUAGUAAUAUUGUGUAAGUUGAUUAAUUUUCUGUUUUUAAUUAUAGUUGUUGAAAGCUAAUAUAUAUAAUACAUAUAAUAUUAAACAUAUUUUUCUAUUUAUUAUAUUGUUAUUUUUUUUUAUUUAAUUAAACAUGUUUAGUU
Aphis gossypii (cotton aphid) is the source of this 2014-nucleotide messenger RNA. Its product is annotated as serpin B4-like. The record is from RefSeq and is a predicted model, not a curated record. Gene Ontology annotation, molecular function: serine-type endopeptidase inhibitor activity. The coding region runs from base 312 to 1475 and encodes 387 amino acids. Gene Ontology annotation, biological process: negative regulation of endopeptidase activity. The transcript has 8 exons. Lineage: Eukaryota; Metazoa; Arthropoda; Insecta; Hemiptera; Aphididae.